Messenger RNA from Saccostrea echinata, 1310 nucleotides. RefSeq lists its product as uncharacterized. The record is from RefSeq and is a predicted model, not a curated record. Lineage: Eukaryota; Metazoa; Mollusca; Bivalvia; Ostreida; Ostreidae. Gene Ontology annotation, cellular component: sarcoglycan complex. The transcript has 5 exons. Bases 76 to 618 code for a protein of 180 amino acids.
AAAAAAGUUCUCCGUAAGUUUUUUAACUUCAUUUGUCUAAAUUAAAAGUCAUGGUAGAAUCCAGACUAUGACAAAAUGGAAGACGACUUCAAUCCACCAACAGUUUGCCCAGGAGGCAGAUGCAGGGAUCUAACCAAUGAUUUUAUUUAUUUCGUGAUCGUCCCUAUCCUGAUCGUUCUCAUCAUAACUGUUGUCCUCGCUGUUAUGUUGUUUCGGAGGAAGACAAAAAGGGUUGAAUCUCCAGAAGAAAAUGGUGUUCAGCUAGCCAGAUACAACUCCAUUCGCCGAGCUUCACAGAAUAUCCGGGAACUGUCCAAUCACAGGGAUUCAAUGCUGUCAACAAGUAGAAGUGGAUCAAUGUCAUUCAUGGAUGCAGAGAGGCCUCAGAGAGGGGCUCGGCCAUCCAGAAAUUCUACCUACUCUGCACCCUCCACCCUUCAGAGAGAAAGGAGACACACAACCUCUGAUGAAAGGACAUCCCCACCCACCUAUACUGAACUGUUCUCUACCUGUGGUCACCCCCCAAGGGACAGUCACUCUGAUAGAUCUAGUCUUCGAGUUCCAUUGGUUUAUUAUCAACACAGUGGAGAGGAAAGAGCAAUAAUCCAUAAUUCGUAAAAGGGAUAUGUAAAUAAAUUAAAAGAAAAAAUCUGGAUUCUACCAUAGAAUACAAAGGAAGAGUUUAACUUUGUAUUCUGAAAUAAGACGAUGUCAAGAAAUUUAUCUCCACUUUCAAGACAGUACUGAAAUUCAGUUAUUUCAUGCAUGUUACUGAUAAUAGAGAAAGAUUUGUUAUACAUAUAUAAUUACGAUUUGUUAUACAUAUAUUACUUAGAAAUGAAAUUAGAAUUAUUAUUUGGUUGUCUAAUGAUGUAUAUUAAACCCGUGUGUUUCAGUGAUAGCAUUUAUAUAAUACUCAUAGCACAAGGUCAAGAAAGUAUUUGUGACUUUUACAAAUUCUUGAAAGUAUUUGUUACUAUGGAAAUAUAUGUGCCUCGUUUACAUGGUCAACCAGUUUUGAGAUUUACAAAAAAGACAAUAUACAUAGUAUACCGUGAUAUUUAUAUAAUGUUGUAUACACAAAUUGUUUAACAAUGGUGCUCUUAUGAAACAAUACUCAGUAUUUUUUGUGAUUUCAGACUUACUUCUACUUCAUAUUAUUGUUUUUAUAAAUGAUUUUUUUUUGUUCAAUAUAAUAAUUGUAUAUUCUUGCUGUUAUGUUAAAUUUUGUAUGAAUCGUUUAGCUGUUAAUCUCUACAAUGAAUAAAUUGUACAGCAUUUUUAUGUACUAGAUAAAUGUUUCAUGAAAA